GCCCAGCAUUAUCCAAAGUCGUUUGGAAUCGUCCGGAAUCUCCAGGAGUCGUGCGGAGUAGUCCGGUUGUUAAAGUUAUUCGUUACCCAAAUAACGGCUUACUAUAAACUCAUAACAGAGUCGAAGUCACCCGGAGUCAGCCGGAGUCGUCCUUAGAAACAAAGGCGCCACAAAGUGAAAGACAAAAAACAAGAAGAAAGGAAAUGCUGGAUCACAUGCACAUUAUACCGGACGACUCCGAACGGCUCCGGGCAACUCCGAACGACUUCGGACGAAUCCGUCUCCGGGCAGAACUUCUUCUUCUUCUUUUGGCUCAACAAUCGUUGUCGGUCAAGGCCCUCCUGUACUACUUGUGUGGUUGGCUCUCAAUAACUUUUGGAUUACCCCCCAUAGCAGGACAGUCAGUCCUACGUAUGGCGGCACGGUCUAUUUGAGGCUUGAACCCAUGACGGGCAUGUUGUUGCCGGGCGGAACUAGUGGUUCAGAUUUUGACGGAGUCGGAAUCGAACGAACAAUAGCCGGAGUCGGAUCGAAAUCGUGGGUGCGCUCCAAAGAGCACAUCACUAGUGUGUAGCACGUAGCGACACACCAAGCAUGUGUGUGCGUGUGCGUCUUUUGAAAAACAUCCGUCAAAUGAAAUCAGCUUGUUGACAUUCACUGCGACGCUAGAGUACAGGACGCGCACAGAUUUCUUUCAACAAAUUGUGCGAUAAAAUAUCAUAAAAAGAUUACACUCUGCUCAACAUAGAAAGGCAAUAACGGCAAAUCAUGGCAACGCAACGUGACAAAAAAACGGGCAACAUUUACAAAAUUCGAGACAAGCUAGAGAGCAAAUUUGACGAGGAGUUUGAAGCAGAACAAAAUUAUUUACGAUUGAAGCGCGAACAGGAAGCAAAAACGAAACUAACCAGCGAACUAUUGCUGACCUGCGAAGAGCAGGAUCCAUUCGCUGACGUGGGCGAACCAACGAUCGAGUUCAGCUUGCUUACGACCGUGCUGCAACACAUCGGACAGCUCAACCGAAAGGUGGACCACAUCCAGAAGGAGGUGGAGGACGUUUCGAUUCGUGUGCUGCGGGUGGAGAAAAAGCUCGGCACAACGCUAGCCACCCUCGAACAGCUGAAGGACGUGGUGAGCAUUAGCGAGCUGGCACAGAAGAGCUCCGAUCCCGAACUGGCCGGAUUCGAUUUUAACGCCGUAAGCAACGAGGAGGAGCUGAACGAGCUGGACUUCAAGCUCGGAGCUGACGCAGAGUACCAGGGCAAUCUCACCAAAUGGCUGAAUGUGAAAAUAGUGAGCGAAGAUUCCAAAAACCGGCUGCACGAAGCAAUGGAGAUCGUGUUUAAGCGGGAUUUUCUGCCGAAAUGUAGCUGGAAGGGGCGCUCCAAACCCGAGCCCAAAAUCCCGAUGAGCGCUCAGCGAAACAUUAUGGAACUGUUUAGGGUGGUGGGAAGUAAUCGGUUUACCACCAUCACGGAUGCGUUUGUGGCCAAGUUCUUCCAGAAGAAACUGCCAUAUGCAAAGAAUCGAGUGCACUUACAACGCAAUCAAAGAAAGGGCUGCCGGUUGCAUGUGAAAAAGCAACCUGAUACGACUGUCCUGCAACACCUUGCUGGAGCUCAGCAAAUUUCGAUCCAAUGUCGAGCGGAACCGAUAACAGUGAGUCGGGUUAGUGACAACUGUAGGAUUGUUGAGAAUGCUUAGGGGAAAACCCCCUAUGAACCACGUUAUGAGAUCAUGUUCGUUGUAUAUUUUUAGUUAGGUGCCGAUAUGAUUAAUUUUGCUUACAGACAAAAUGAAUAAUUUGUUAGAAUGAAAGACAACAAAUGAAAUAAGUAGAAAAAAGGUAUAAUUUACUGAACUCAUCGAACAUGGAAUUUCCAGAACACUUUUAGCCAAUUCGGAACAGCCCGUACUUCUUUCGCCGAAACAGACGGUUUGAAGCGCGCAAAGCUUACAUGUGUAUGUGUGUAGCCAUCUGAAGAUGGGUGCAUGCGAGUGCGUGUGUGUGUGAGUGCGCUGCUUUUUGACAAACUUCAUCGAACUGUCAACGGGCUAGGCGAUUUGUUUAUUCUCGAAAAGACGCUAGCA
This is a messenger RNA of Anopheles gambiae (African malaria mosquito), 2091 nucleotides long. RefSeq lists its product as uncharacterized. The record is from RefSeq and is a predicted model, not a curated record. Lineage: Eukaryota; Metazoa; Arthropoda; Insecta; Diptera; Culicidae. The transcript has 2 exons. The coding region runs from base 769 to 1704 and encodes 311 amino acids.